Molecule: messenger RNA, 477 nt
Organism: Trichoderma harzianum CBS 226.95
Lineage: Eukaryota; Fungi; Ascomycota; Sordariomycetes; Hypocreales; Hypocreaceae
Exons: 1
Coding region: 1-477 (158 amino acids)
Source: RefSeq, a predicted model, not a curated record
AUGCAGCAGCUGACGUUUCCGAUGCCUCCCACUGAGGAAGAGUGUCAGCUCUACUACUACGGACUUACAUAUUGCCCUAGACUCGUCGCACGCUCAAGCAGCCAUGUUUGGGUAAAACGACAGCUGCCCAACCGGAUCGCUUUCGCAGGCACCGAAAAUAUGGCUCCCAAAGCACUUAAAACUGUCACAGAACAUGCCUUCAUGCAUAUAUGGAAUAACCCAAUAUAUACCCUACAGAUGCAGAUCACACUCGCGGCCAGCGCUGCCCAAUUUAUCUCCAUCGACCUUUUCGGUAUUGGAUACGAUGAUGGAGUUAACAAAGAUUUUCCUAUUACCCUUAUUGUUACUGUUAGGCCGCGUUCAUUACCAUGGAGUGAAGGAUAUGCUAUUGCACGAACAUGCAAAUUGAUCCUCGAAUCUUUUAAUAUUCAUGAUGUGGAGUGCGAAAUUCGAGAGCUUGUCAUGGUUCAUUGGUAA